CAAAUAAAAACCAUAAAAAAGUUAAGAAUAAUAAAAUACUUCAGAAAAUCUAUAAGAAUAAAAAAAGAAAGAAAGUUAAAAUAAAUAAUAAUAAUCUUAAUAAAAACGCUUUUAAUUCAAUUUUAAAGAGGAAUCUUAAAAUAAACCUUAAAGUCAAAAAUAAUUUGAAACUUAAAAAUAUUAAAAAAAUAAAGACUUUGUUUAAUAAUAAUCAUAAUAUUCUUAAAAAUAUUAAAAACCUUCAUAUUAAUCUCAAAAUUAAUAACAAUAACUCUCUUAAUAAUAAUAAAAUCCAUAAUAAUACUAAUAAUACCAAAACAAAUCCUAAUAAUAAAGAAAAUACGAUGACCGAUCUUCUUAAGAUGUUCAAGAAGGUUUUUUUCUGAAAGAAUUUUACAAAGAACAUAAAGAAUCACCAUAAGAAAGCCAAACCAAAGGUAUAAACAGUCAUUAAGUAAUCGAUUAAAGGAUAUAAAGGGCUUAAUAAUAUUCUAACCCUAAUGAAUAUACACUUAAAAUACUAAUUGAGAGUUAUGCUUUAAAGCAUGAAUAUGAUAAAGCUUUGGAAAGCUACAAUUUAUACAAAACGAAGAAAUUUAAAUCUAAUGAAAGUUUGAAAAACACAAUUUUCGAGUCAUUAUGUAAAACUGACGAAAAAAUGGAAAAAAUCAAUGAAUUUUUUAUACAGGAAUUUUCCUUAAAAAAACAACAAAAAUUACUCUAUAAAUCAAAUAUUAUAAAUUAUUUCAAAAAAUUAAAAUAAUUCCCUUUAUAAGAAUAAAUAAAAAACCUUAAAUUCUUUGUUUCUUAAUUCGAAAAACACUCUUUUUUCUAGAUUGACCUUACUUUUAUGUAUGAACUAUUCUAAUUGGCUAAUAUUAGCUAAUUUAAUGCUUUAUCUGAUAUACUAGCUGAUUUAAUGGCUUUGAGUAGUCCAUCUGAAAAUUAUUAAUUAACAAUUUCAUAAAAACUAAAUAAAGAAAGCCUAAAUCAUCUCAAAUAAAUGUAAUUUGAAGCCCUAAACUGUAAAGGAAUUCUCAAUUAAUUAUUAAACAAUGGCUUCUAUGAUAGCUUUUCGAAAUUAAUUUACGCCAUGAAUAAUUUAGGUCUAUUUGAGUAAUAAGAACAUGCACAAAAACUAGUUUCUUUUGAAGACCUAAUUACUUUUUCUUUAAAAUCUUAGCAACCAGUAUUCUUUUGGGUGGACAUAAUUGGAAAAAUAAUUGAUUUUAACAAAAAAACUGACUACCUCUAAUAUCAAUUAACUAAAAAUAUCAUCUAAGACCCAUAAAUAAUACAAAAAUCGUUCCAAAAAAAUGAUUUAGAUGAAUUUUUUACUAAUCUACAUUUAAUAG
Molecule: messenger RNA, 1355 nt
Organism: Ichthyophthirius multifiliis
Lineage: Eukaryota; Ciliophora; Oligohymenophorea; Hymenostomatida
Exons: 2
Source: RefSeq, a predicted model, not a curated record